AUGUCUCUGGGGACUCACGCCUUCCUGCAGCAGGUGCUGCGUCUCCACGAGCGUCUCCUGAUGGCCGCGGCGAGCUCCGCCAGUCUGCCCAGCAGCCAUGGGAAAACCGGCGGAGAGAAAAACGGCUCAUCGUCUUCAGACGGAGGCUCUGUUCUCGUUCUCCUCCCGGUCGAAGAAAGUCUGCGAGGCCUCGGAGUCGCUGAGCAGCUUCUCGUUGAGACCCAUCUGUUCAUGCCCACCUCGUUUCCCUCCCAAUUCAUCAACUUGAGAGGCCAAGGCGUACACCGCGAGAAUGGUGUGUUGAUCUCGGAUUUUGGAUUCCCUACCCCGCUUCGCCUCGACAUCCUAGCGGAAGAAAUCAUCUACGACCGCGGCUUAAUUCUCGAGUGUGUUCUUGUCUCUUCGUCCCUCUUUUCUGCCUCUUCCUCUUCGUCCUCUUCUGUUGAUUUUCCAGUGCAUGUGUCCGAGCGAAGAAAAGGAACCGGUCUCUCUCGGGGUUUGGGAGAAGAACAGGAGAAGGAAGAGAAGGAAAAUCUCGAGAAAAUCGAGGCGGAGCUACGGGCACAAACGAUGCGUUGGUGGCGAGGCUCCAGAGCUGGUGCAGCCGCUGAAAAGGAUGUCGAAGAAGAAAUACGUUUCUUCAAAGAUACAUACAUCUUGGCCCUCGGCUGCGACACGGAAAUUGCGUCUCGCCUCAGGGAGUUGGUUUCGCGGUGUACCCGGCGAGUCUCUCUCCUCUCGCCUUCUGCGCCGGGGGGACCAGGGACUGGUGGCGUGGGUGGGACUCGUGCGGGCAGCGCGCGCUUCCUUGGGAGCGGAAGCGCCGCGAACAGAGACCGGACAGAAAGUGACACGGCGGUCGCUGGCGCAGUUGAGGGUUUCGUCUUUCUGUGCAUCGAGGACUACCUCUGGAGCUUCGCCAUUCGAGCCCUUGCAAAACGACAAGAAAAGUUGGAGGUGAAGCUCAAGGAACUUCGGAACAACUUGCCGUUUCUCCACGAGCGGUUGCAAGUCAAGCGUAUUCUGCGAGGCGUCCCACUCCAAGCGGCCGCUGCUAUCCUCGACCAGCUGUCGAGUUGGAGACUCCCUGAGCAGAAAACGGCCUGCCUGGCGUGGGCUGUGCGCAGCAUCCAGGGAUCGUGUCGAACGCAUGUGCGUCGUCUCCAGGGACGCCAACAGCGCAGAGCGGAAAUGGAGAGGAAGGAGACCCGCGCCGUCUCGCCGCCGACUCCUCAACCCGUCGAGAUAACUGUAGACGACCUCGUGGGGUUGCUUCUCGUGGCGGCUGCGCUGAGCCAGGGGCGGUUUCUCCUCGCGAAUCUGUGGCUGAUGAAUCUGUUCAAUCUACAGCGGCCGAGAGAGGCGCAGUUCGACGAGACGUCGUUCCAUCUAACGACCUUGCAGUCCGCGCUCUCAUUUGCCUUUGUCGUCUCUGUCCCUCCCCAGACGCAGGGCGUUCCUCAGUGCGGAGACACCGAGGAGUAG
Neospora caninum is the source of this 1485-nucleotide messenger RNA. RefSeq lists its product as hypothetical. Lineage: Eukaryota; Apicomplexa; Conoidasida; Eucoccidiorida; Sarcocystidae. The transcript has 9 exons. The coding region runs from base 1 to 1485 and encodes 494 amino acids. The record is from RefSeq and is a predicted model, not a curated record.